This is a messenger RNA of Acanthaster planci (crown-of-thorns starfish), 8027 nucleotides long. RefSeq lists its product as uncharacterized. Gene Ontology annotation, molecular function: protein binding. The record is from RefSeq and is a predicted model, not a curated record. NCBI's taxonomy places the organism in Eukaryota, Metazoa, Echinodermata, Asteroidea, Valvatida, Acanthasteridae.
AUUUUGCCACGGCACUGUAUCUUCGGUGUUGUGACCUGACUUGUCUUUAGUGGAACAGCAGACAAAUGAGCAGAGUGUCGAAGUGCGAGGGGAGGGAAUGAAAUUAUGGAAGAGCUCCAUUAAUGAGGCUCAGUAAUGGCUCCUCCUCCUGGGUCCCCCAACAUAAAGACUUUUUUCCUGUUUGACUUCUCAAAGCAAGGAGGACUGACUCUUCAUGGGGAAAGAUACACAGAUUCUGAAAAGAUGUGAAGAUGGCCUGAGAGAAAAUAAAACAAGUCCUACUGUGUAAAUGAAAGUACAGUUUGCGACAAUUUGAUAAAUACACUUCUGUGAAAUGUGAUCUGGCCUAGAGAACAAAGAAUGUUUUUGUGGAAAAACAGUGUUUAAUUUUUUCAAGCCUGACAUUUAAGCCCAUGAGUAAUGGGCAUUGAUUUCUGUGUACCCAGUAAUUCUGGACACUGGGUGGAGACGGGCAAUCAAAGAUAUGCCAAAAUGGUUUUAAGACGCGAAACUUUGUUUUGGUUUUAAGGAGUAACAUUUGCCAGGGGAUUGAUCUUAAAAUGUAAUAACAAGGCAAUCCUGGGAGAAAUGACUCACGAAGUUGGACUUGCCAACGGAUCCUCUGAGGAUGCUCUCACCAGCAACCAGACAACACGACACUUCCACUUGUCAGAAGGCCGGGUUAACGGCGACAGCCAGGGUCUCUUGUCCGAGAGCACAGCACCAGAUGGCUCUCUAAAGCCUGGCUCCCAGGCAGGAUUGAGUCAGGACCCGCCAGACAACGAUGGCGCGGCAGACCCGUCCGAGUUGAACAGACCGCGUUUGGCAAGCGUGCAUUUCCAGCACCGGAUGGGAGAUGACGCCACUUCCAGUUCGGCCAGCGUCUGGAAGGAUGGGGAGAGCUUGAGCAGUGAGGAGACCGUGGUGCAACAGCUCAUGCGCAAGAUCAGCCAUGUUGGCAACGGGGACGACGGUCCGAAAACUGCUGCCAGCUACACCAGUUUCCCCAGUGGCUUCCAGCAAAGGAACUACUACGAACACAGCAAGAAACUCACCGAUCUUGUCGAUGUCACAUACAACCCACGCACAAGACAGUUUAUCUUCCUCGAUACCAGAGGCAUUACAACAUGGGAUAAAGAUGGCAUUGAACACACUGUUAACCGGAGCCUGAGCUAUCCCAAAUAUGUGAACAAGCUUUUGAGGAACAUCAUUUAUGCCAGGAAGUACAACGUGUACUUCUGUCUUGCCAAAGAUUUUUCGCUCAAGGUAUUGAACAAGGACUUUGACGAAACCUGUAACGUUGCGUCCGAUCUCAGCUCGGUCAUGUUUCUCAUCUUCAACCCAGUCAGAGAUGAACUCAUCACUGGCGGCGUCAAGGGAACCAAGGUGUGGGAAUUCAAGCAAGUUACUGAUCAAGUGUGGACAGAAAUCAAACCCAUGGCCAACUACGGGCUUUUUCUGAAGAGAGAGCUGAGUGGGAUCAAAGGGGGCUGGAUCAGGAAGGUGGAGCUAGAGCAGCAUCUGCAGCACCUGUACUGCUGCUCAGACACCGACGUGCUGUGCUACAACACAGAGGGCAAGCCACUCUUCCGAUUGGUGGAUGCCCACAAGUCUCAGAUUAACGGCUGCAAGUAUUCGCCACUAGCAAGAGCGCUCAUUACGUGCUCCAAUGACUGUGAUGUGAAAGUCUGGAGUAUGACCGGGGGUCACAUCCACACGUUCAGAGGUCACUCUAGGUCAGUGACCGGGGUAGUCCUCCAUCCCGAGACGUCCACCCUAGUUCUGACCAGUUCCACUGACGGUACAGUCAGAAUGUGGUCACUGGACAUCAUGGAGCCCAUGUACACGAUUGUCAUGUCAACAGACGGCAUUGAGUGGAUCGGCUUGACGGGGGAGAAGUUCUUGUGGACAGCCACGCACCGCGACCUGGCAGUCUGGCACCUGAACCACGUGGUACAGUUCUACGCCCUGGCACGCUGCAGGGUCACCUCACUGCACGUCGCCGGCUGUGAAGGGAAGACGAGGAGGCUGGUCGCUGUGGGAGAGGACAGCAGUGUUCGUCUGAUUUCUAUGAGGGACCAGAAGAGCCUGUCGACAGUCCUCCCUCCACCCUCCAUCUCUCCUCUCCAGCAGGUGCUUGGGGUCACCUACAACCGGGAAUGCAGCACGGUGUUCCUGCUGAUCAACCCCAGAGAAAUCUGGGUCUACACAAUGAGGACGGACCCGGCUUGCCGCACCGCCGUGUGGGAUGUGGAGCGUCUGCAGGACAAAGUCAACCGUGGACGGUCUGCGGGAAGUCGGGCUACCUCCGCUGCUCCUACAACACCAAGGCUUCAGCCGGCCAGCAAAGGCCUUUCCUCGGUCCAGCUGGGGCACGCCCUGCCCACUUACCGGGCCACCUUGCAAGGCAGAGGGGUCAGCCAGACGCCAGCUCCCUGCACUUCCAUCACUACGGUCACCUCCACUGUCAUGUACUGGGCGGAUGAAGGAUUUGUCUGUCCCUUGAACCAUAACUUUCUGGUGCUGGGUUUGCAGGACGGCCGCAUUCUGUUCAUGGAUCCGAUAAAGUAUGGCCACCGUUACUGUGAAUUACAAGCCAGCAAAGAUGCAAUCAUCGACAUGGAGUAUGACCCAGCCCACAGUGCCCUCGUCGCCAAGAGCCACCUGCGAGACGAAGACGUGUAUCAGUUCUGGUCUUUGCCGAGCCUAGAGCUUCAGUAUUUGGUGGGGGUGCCCAGAGACGUGACUGGUGCUGCAAGACUGGGCUCCGGCUUACUGACUGGCCACUCCGAUGGGAGUUUGACACUGCAUCACCUGAAGCCUGCCACCGACAUAAUGGGCUAUUCCACUAAUGAUGGAGGGGAGGAGGCCACAGACAGCCGACGGAGGGACCACACUGCUCCUAUCAUAGCUGUGGACUCCUGUCCAAAUCUAGGCAUUUUUGUUUCUUGCAGUUCGGACGGCGCGGUCAAGGUGUGGGACCAAGACAAGCUGCUCUUGACGGAGAUCGCCCUGGACGAGGCCAUCAGCUGUGCACGGUUAAUCAACACCAGGGGUGACCUCAUGAUGGGGUAUUUGAACCACCUCUUUGUCAUAGACCACGCCAAAAUUUUACCCUCAUUGAGCAAGACCCGGUUUCCAGAUGAAAACCAUGAAACAGAGUCUGAGAUCUAUGAAGAUCCAGCAGUGCGCUACGAAGGGGCGGCAGCAAACCCUGAUCCAUUGGACUUGGACAAUUACUUGGUCCCGUACAAUCUAGAUUACAGCGAGCGCUUCCGAGGCGGUCGGGCGUCACCGUCAUCAUCCCAUGUCUCCUCAGGCCAGAGUGGCGAUGAGGGAUCCGACGGUGAGUUCUCCGUGGCGCCCACCGAGAUGUACAUGUCCCCUAACCUGACCCCAAGACGCCUCUCUGCCGUUGACCUCUUGACCUCUGGCAAGGAAGCGAGAAAAGAGGACAUCACAAGUAAAGUGAAAGCUCUUUCUCUGGCAAGAAAACGUCAGAGCAGAUCCAGCAGGUUAAACCUGACCCAAACCGACAAUGUGCAGCAGGACUUUGACAUGCCUGAGUUUGGCACCUCGCCAGGCCCGUCCCCUACCCCCUCGCCACCCUCGUCCCCCAGUGAAUUUGACGUCUCGGAGGAUGAGAGCGAAAUUGAAGAUGAUUCUGGAGAAGAGGCGGAGAAGGAAGGAGAAGAAAGCCAAGAUGAGAAAGCAGGCUCCAAGCUAAUAGUGAAGAUGUCAGUGUCCGAGUUGGAGGGCGUGAAGAGGAAAGAAGCCAAAGACAUCAAGGCAGGCGACAUCCGCCUCUCGGAUCUCAAACAGCCGCCCGAGGAAGUGUCCAAGUACAGCCUGUCUAGAAUGAAGAUUGAUGCCAAGUCACUGCUCAAGGAGAAGACGCCAGUUGCCAUACCCAAGCCCCUCAAGCUGGAGCGAACGUCGCAGCCUGUGAUGGCAACUGUAGCAGAAAUCAAGACAGCUGAAGACAAGGUCAAGAAACUGUCGGGACAGCAACGGAUGAAAGCGCCCGCCAAGAAGAAACUGAAGAAGGGGGACCGAGUGCGUGUGGGGGAGAGGGCGGCCGCCAACAGGGCCAAGCUUGCCGCCGAGCCAUCGUCAGAGGCUGUCAUUAGUGCACCCACGGCCCCCACUGCGGGAGACACAACCACGGCCACGAAGAUGACGGUGUCUCUUGAGAGCGGUGUUGCUGAGAAAGCGGAGAGCCGUGCUACCGAAAAAGUUGAGAGUGGCAUUACCAAAAAGGUGAGUUCAUCAUCAGCGAGCAGUGCAUCCAUCACAUUAACCCCAAAGGUGUCGGACCAAACCACAAAAGCCAAACAGAGAGUGUCCAUCCCAGGUUUGCCCAAGGUACCCAAGGAAACCAAGUCACAGCCCAUGGACAAGAAAGGCCCCAAGCCAACAGACAGAUCCGCCAGAGCCAGACCAGAGAGGGGGAGAACAAAGUCCAUCCUUGACGAUUGGAAGAAACCCAAAGCAUCAGCGUCAUCUGCAGCAGAGUUGAAUACAGGUGCUUCGGAUGAGGAGAUACAUAGAGCGAUGUCAGCGGGAACCAGUGGAAGCAGCGGGAGACCAGCAUCAUCGGUCCACGAUGUGGAUGUAGCCUCUGAUUUUGGAGAUGGUACCACUACUAUGUACAAAGCGGCCUACCGAAUGGCCAUCGCUAACAAGUACAACCCACUCAGAUCUAAAUCUCCUGGAGCCGGCCCCUCCCUGACAGAUACCCGGCAAGACACGAUCAUGCUGCCGGACCCCGAGGGUCUGGGGGAAGCCUCCGAGCUGGAAUCCCUGCGACCGGACAGUCGGUUCGAAGCCGUCCAGUCACGGAGCUCGGUGCAGUCAGCAUUGAGUCUGUCAAAGGGACGGAAGUCACAGAUGGAGGGACUGGAUUCUGACAUUGAGGCUGACCAGGAACCAAGCACCAGGGCUCCAUCCAGAAAUCAAAUCUCACCAGAGCAGGUGGCAGUCUCCUUGUCAGCUCAACCUGCCCUCACCCCACCCUCACGACCCAAGUCCCGCAUCACCCUACCUCCGCGGCCCAGUCGGCCUGCAGACGUCGUCCGAGACCACCACGCUAUGAGGGAUUCCAGACCCGAUGACAGGCAGACCAAGGGCAGUGAGGUCUUCAUACCGACCGUGCCGAUGGAGGAGCAGGUGCCCCUCCAGGAGGAGAUGGAAGGAAGACUGGCCAGGCCCAACACAGCCGAGGGGAGGGCAUCAUUGUCACAGCGCCCUCACACUGCUGGUGCCGCCCUUCAUGUGAACUUUGAGGAUGAGGCUCUCCUUGAUGGCUGUGAUACGCCCGUAGCCAAAUACUUGAGCUGCCCAGGGAGUCCUGUUGACCUGAGAAACAUUUACAGAAACGAUGGCCUCCACUUUGAGGAGAACUGGCAAGAGAAAAUGAUAGUCAGACACCACAUCCUAAGACAGCAAAAGGAGCAGCGAGCCCAGAGCGCCGCAGACCGACGACGACUCCUGGACCUCAGGAAACGACAGCGGAGGAAGGCUCUGCUGGGCCACCAUCACUGCACCGCGGAGGGGACUGAUGAAAUAUCACCCCAGGAAGUCUACGUCACUCGGUCAGACACCGCCGUGCACAAGACGCAGCGAUGUCAGAGUGCCCCCUCUGGACGCACGGUCCCGUCGUCACCACCAGUGCAACCGCGCCAGGCCUUUGGUCAGAGCAAGGAACCAGACCUCAGCUCUGAGAUGCCUUACAGGUUGAGAAUCAACCAGGCCCAACCACAGAGUGCAAACCCCAGACUUCACCCAGAGGACGUCUUUGAGGAAGUCGCACCCGACCCAUCUCAUCCUGGGUCACUGCUUCUCAAGAGGCCACAUAGCACCAAGUCCAUUCCUAGCAAAACAAGACGGUAUGUCUUGGUCACCAAGGUCCGAGAAGACCCAGAUAUUCCAGUUCCGACAGUGCUGGAAAGACAGCUCCUGAAGGACAGGUUCCCCCAGACCAGACGCAGACUAAAGCAGCUGCGAGAACUUCACCGGAGGGCCUCCAUUCCCAACAUGGAGUUGGUCAAUAUCUCCAGUGUGGGCGAUGGACCUUUCUCUUGAACAAAUUCAGCUGUCCAGAUACUCCAGGAUCCACUCGGGUCGGCGGGGGAAUUCCCUGCCAUAAGAUUGUCUGAGAGCGACAACAGGAAUCAACCUUGAGCUUAAAGGAGGGCUUCAAUGAUGAAGUCCAGAGUUGCUGACAACAUCUAUUGACUCUGAACAUUUUGGUAGAAUUAACUUUGAUUGAAUUUUUUUCUUGUCAAACAUUCUUUCCCAGGAUCAAAGUGAGUGCUAUAUUGGAAACGGAGUCAGUACUACUGUAAACAAGUUUUUUGAAACCAUGCAGCUGAUUGGUCAAUUCAAGGGAGAGAUUUGGUGCUUUCUGUAACAUUAAUUGAUAGCCCAUUGCACUGGCUAAGCUUGAUUUUUUUGUAACCAAAACCGUCCAGUCAUUGAUGGAGCUUUGUGGAAACUUGUGCUAAAUUUGAUUUCUCUCUUAAUUCAUCUUAUUAUGAUAAUGUUUUGAGAGAUCAAAAAAUGGUUUACACAUAGUUGCGUUUUAAAAAAGAGAACAAAACCUGCAGGGGCCAUUUUCAUAAAGCUGCUUAAGCACAAAAUUAGCUCAAACACGAGGAAACCUUGCUUGAUAAAUCAGGUAACUAGCCAAAACUCCAUGAGAUGACCCCAUGAGUCCAAAAUCGACUCCACACGUUUGCAUUGCGUUCAGCCAUCAAAAUCGCCCAAUAACGAUGCUGACGGAUAGGUAACGCUUGCCGCAAUUGUUGACGCGCAUAUGGAAAGAGGCCUUUAUACAUGUACAUACAUGUACAAGGCACUGUUUGGGAGUUUCUUCAAUCAAUCAACUGUAAGUCAAGCUCAACGCCUUGAUCAAGGUGACUUUUUCGCUUCGCCAAAUUUUCAUACAUACCUCAGACAGUCUCUCUAUUCAACUACGUGCAACUCGACCUUGUAGUAACAUUUGAUAAUGCCUGAUGAGAAGUGAUAAUGCCCGCUACGUAAAUCGCACGCUGGCACUUGGAUACAAGAUUCUGAUUGGUCAAAAGUCCGCAUGCACGUGCUCGCCACGCGCGCGCCAAUUGGACAAUUUUUCUCAAGGAAUAUUCCAUAAAAUGGACGGGGUGUUCGGGAAGCUGAAGAUGAAAUUCUUGAACAAAAUCGCAGGAAAUCUAUCAUAUAUUGACUUCUUUGGACUCUUGACUAAAACAUUAUCUAUGAAUGGAAAUGAUAAUGCCCCUAGCCGCAGGCGAGGGCCAUUAGUCGCGUCCAUUCUUCUGAGUGAAUUUUAAACGCACGUUUCAGACCGGCCAAUCUCAUAUUAAUUAUUCCCCUCUUAAUUGCAAAUUGUCUUCAGGAGAAAUGAGGUUCUUCAAAAGGAAAAUUUAGUUGUUGAUAUUGAAGAAAAUAUCAGUAAUUGACUUCGGUGGUAGUAUUUUGACAGACGUGUUGCUGUGAUCAGAUUUUUAAUUACAUGUAAUGAUGGUCUUUCAUUUAUACUGGCCUUAUGAGCCAAAUGGCUUGGAACAGAUUUGCCCUUUUUUUCCAUUUACUAUGCCCAGUCGCUAGCAAAGGUUUGUCAGUAAUGCAUAUGUUGUGCUGACUUGACUGAAUGGUAUCCUUCAACGUCUAUUCGUUUGUGAGCUGCAUUCGCGAAGAAAGCCUUAUUGUGUGUAGGAUAAAAUGGGUGGAGAGGGAAGAGUGCUUGUUAAAGGGCAUGCGGCUACAAUUUAGAUUGAGACUUGACAUCGACAACUAAACGGCUCCAAGAAAGCUAUACAUGUCAUAAAAUGCCAGAAGUGUGUUUCCAAAAAGAAAAGAAAAUGUAGCUUUUUAAAGAUAGAACUUUAAAAAAAUAGAGAGAUUCAGUCGUUGAAAGUGGAUUUAUUUUGGUUAAUGUAACUUAUCAGUAUUCCUCAGUCUAAUGCUGUGUGUAUAUAUAUUUUGAAAACAAAUAAAUGCCUUACAAAGGGGAAUUUGGUUUUGGA